Messenger RNA from Gongylonema pulchrum, 1215 nucleotides. Lineage: Eukaryota; Metazoa; Nematoda; Chromadorea; Rhabditida; Gongylonematidae. The record is from the annotation of a GenBank genome assembly.
AUGACUGUGAAAUCAAAUUUUUUUUUUGUCUUUUUACAGCAUAAUGCGGCUAAUUGGUUUUCACUGGUCUAUAUAAUAUGUACAAUUCCGGUAGGCUUUUUUUCUAUGUGGAUGGGAAGUUCAUUUGGACUUCGGCUGUCUAUUCUUAUUGCUGCUUGGGCAAAUGCAAUAGCUGCUUUGGCUUAUCCGUUCAUCAUGUUUCUUCCACCAAAGGUUUCUGGUUCGUGGUUCGCUGUAGAUCAGCGAGCUGUAGCUACAACAAUUGGCAUCAUGGCCAACCCGCUGGGCGUGUUGACUGCAAAUCUCGUUGCGCCGCAGCUCGUUAAGUCACCAGAUGAGGUGUUACGAAUGAACAUUCUGACUGCUGUGCCAGCCGUAGUUGCCUGCAUUGCGGCAACAUUUUUCGUCACUCGUUCCGAACCACCAACUCCACCAUCACGUAGUGCCGCUCAACCACAGACACCAUUCAUUCCAGGUUCAUUGAGGAUUUUUUCAACUUCGUUGAAAUCAACAUUUCUAACUACGCAACAAUUGCUCUGCACCAGAGGCUACUCGAAUGGAGUUGCUGGUGCUUGUGCUGCUUUAAUGAUCACCGGUGGAAUCUGCGGAUCUGCAGCAUCAAGUAUUUAUGUUGACAGAACGAAAUCUCAUAAAAUAACGAUAAAAGUAUGUAUGUCGGCAGCUGUUGUUUUUGGUAUCUCGUUUCUUGUGGUCACUGGCCUUGCAGCAUACCCAAUUGGCCUGGAACUGGCCUCUGAGUGCACCUUUCCGGUCUCUGAAACAACCUCAACUGGAUUUGUGGUUCUCAGUGGACAGGUAUUUCUUUUUUUUUCUGUUAUUUUCCAAAAUAAGGCGUUGUUUUCGAACUGCAUAGCUGAAAAAUCAAAUUACGAUAAACAUAAUCAAAUCACGAUAAUUAAAAUACAAUCAAUUAUUUUUGUGCUGCUGAUGAAUGUAACAACAAAACCGCUGAGCAAAGAGUACAAAAAGAUUGAAGUAAUGUCGAUAAUUGCCACAUUUCUUGCUGUAAUACUAGUGUUCUUCUUCAAUCCAAAAUACAAACGAUUGGAAAUGGAGAAAAGUAGUUCCGGGACGAGUUCAACAAAACCUUUGCGGUCAGCAAAAGACAACUCCGAGCUACCAUUAACAGAUCUGAGACCAGUGAAGGAUGAAGCAUUGCAACCAUUGGCAACAACCCAUCCAAGUAAUUCCUAA